This is a messenger RNA of Entrophospora candida, 228 nucleotides long. The record is from the annotation of a GenBank genome assembly. NCBI's taxonomy places the organism in Eukaryota, Fungi, Glomeromycota, Glomeromycetes, Entrophosporales, Entrophosporaceae.
AUGGAAAGAUAUUUAUCUGAUGAAACUAACUUAUUUAGUUAUGCUAAUAAAUUGAAAGAAUUUGAAAGGAAAGAUUUUCAUUGGUUUAGUGUUUUAGAUGGAACAGAAAUAGAGCCAGAAACUCAUCAGGAUAUUGAAAAUUUAAGAGAAGAUGACUGUUAUAAAAGACAAUUAGAUAGUGAGGGUGUCCAAAGAAGAAAUGAACUAUUUGAUAAGAUGAGAAAUUAA